This is a messenger RNA of Colletotrichum truncatum, 1386 nucleotides long. RefSeq lists its product as uncharacterized. Lineage: Eukaryota; Fungi; Ascomycota; Sordariomycetes; Glomerellales; Glomerellaceae. The record is from RefSeq and is a predicted model, not a curated record.
AUGACUCCAACAUGGACCUACGAGUGUCCAGUUCAUAUAGAGACUCUUGUAUCUGGAGCCGAAUCAAUCAGGUUUAGGGCCGAGCAGCCGCAGCUACCCCUGCAUACGAUGCAACAAGUUCACGAUGUCCUCGUCAAUUGCAGCAGUUUAAAGAGUCUUAAACUCCGCGUCACUUUCCUGGGAUGUACAGAUCAGCCAGAUCGAUAUAACUUUCCAUUUGAAUUCCCCAGAGGCUCUCACUACCCAUCCAAGCUGGAGAUUCUUCAUCUAGAUGGAUAUGAUUUCGAAGACCGUGAAUGGAUGAAGGUUCAACCGCCCAAGGCUUCAUCUUUCUACAGUCUCAUUAUGCCACGAUGGAUUACAGAAUUUCAUGACUGGUACAGGUCUAAUAGGGCAACAAAGUAUUACGAAUGGAAAGAACUUCCAGACCACCAAAAGCAUAAAUCAAAUCUUGACCUCUGGAUCGAGGCAAUGGACUUCUCUCACAUCCAGGAGCUGGGUUUGCGAACCAUCAGAGGUGCAGGACUUGUCACCAUCCGACUUCCUCCACUUCUCAAGUCGCUCAAAUCGUUGGUUAUUCGGGGUCAUUGGGCGCGAGAUUUCAUUCUUGCUCUGCCUGGGAACACCUUGAAGGACUUAUCAUGGGUUUCUAGCUGUAAUUGCGAAAGCCAAUCCGUGAUCGAUGUCAUUCGCCACCACGGGCAGUCUCUUAAAAGCCUCGAGAGGCGGCAACCCGAAACCUCAUAUGAGCGGCGCAAGGUUUUUACACCAGAACAGCUCAUAACUCUAAGCAACAUAGCCCCGAAUCUGGAAACCCUGUCCAUCGACCUCAACCGUGAUGGCGCUUGGCCAGUGCAAGAACUGAAGACCAUUGCUCAAAAUUUCCCCAAUCUAACUCACUUGAAGCUCUAUCUAGAGCUCGAAAGCGAGGCUCGCCGACAACGGGAAUCUUUCAAAUGGUCCGAAGGAUGGAUGGGCCUCAGUCUGGACGACCCCCCCUAUAUAGACAAUAUGGCACGCCCUCUCUUGGACAAAGAAAGCGCCAUGAAAAUAUUCAAGCUUCUUUCGGAUGAAAAGAUUGGGAAAGAAUUUAACGAGGUGAACUUUUUUGCUGGUGACUGGGAAAGAAAAAGCGAUAUUGGAAUGUAUGAGGCUGAUUGGCUUGAGUAUAGAAAUUCUUGGGCUACCUGUAAAGUUAGUAUGGAAAACUUUCAGGGAGGUGCGCAAAAAAGUGUAACGUGCGAAGGUAAGGACACAAAGGUCAUUGCCAGCGACAAUUCAUGGAUGUAUGAGCCAUCUCACGUCACCGCGCCACAUCAAGAUGGCUUGGAAGACGCAGAAAUAGAAGAGGAACUAAGGCGUCUGCAAGAGGAGAUGGCAAUGUAA